Penicillium oxalicum is the source of this 2490-nucleotide messenger RNA. Its product is annotated as elongation factor 2. Gene Ontology annotation, biological process: translational elongation. The transcript is spliced from 6 exons. The record is from RefSeq and is a predicted model, not a curated record. NCBI's taxonomy places the organism in Eukaryota, Fungi, Ascomycota, Eurotiomycetes, Eurotiales, Aspergillaceae. Gene Ontology annotation, cellular component: ribonucleoprotein complex; cytosol. Gene Ontology annotation, molecular function: translation elongation factor activity; GTP binding; GTPase activity. The coding region runs from base 1 to 2490 and encodes 829 amino acids.
AUGGUUAACUUCACCAUUGAGGAGAUCCGGUCUCUGAUGGACCGUCCGGCCAACAUCCGGAACAUGUCCGUCAUUGCUCACGUCGAUCACGGAAAGUCCACCCUCUCCGACUCCCUCGUCCAGCGUGCCGGUAUCAUCUCCGCCGCCAAGGCUGGUGAGGGUCGUUACAUGGACACCCGUCAGGACGAGCAGGACCGUGGUAUCACCAUCAAGUCCACUGCCAUCUCCCUGUACGCCAAGUUCCCCGACCCUGAGGAUCUCAAGGAGAUCCCCCAGAAGGUCGAUGGUAGCGAGUUCUUGGUCAACCUGAUCGAUUCCCCCGGUCACGUUGACUUCUCUUCCGAGGUUACUGCCGCUCUCCGUGUCACUGACGGUGCCAUGGUCGUCGUCGACUGUAUCUCCGGUGUCUGUGUCCAGACCGAGACUGUCCUGCGUCAGGCUUUGACCGAGCGUAUCAAGCCCGUCCUGGUCAUCAACAAGGUCGACCGUGCUCUUCUUGAGCUGCAGUGCACCAAGGAGGACCUGUACCAGUCCUUCUCCCGUACCAUCGAGUCCGUCAACGUCAUCAUCUCCACCUACAACGACAAGGCCCUCGGUGAUGUCCAGGUGUACCCCGACCAGGGUACCAUCGCUUUCGGUUCCGGUCUCCACGGCUGGGCCUUCACCGUCCGUCAGUUCGCCGUCAAGUACGCCAAGAAGUUCGGUGUCGACCGCAAGAAGAUGCUCGAGCGUCUGUGGGGCGACAACUACUUCAACCCCAAGACCAAGAAGUGGACCAAGAACGGCGAGGCUGACGGCAAGUCCCUCGAGCGUGCCUUCAACAUGUUCAUCUUGGACCCCAUCUUCAAGAUCUUCGCCGCUAUCAACAACGACAAGAAGGAUGACGUCCUCAGCAUCGUUGAGAAGCUCGAUGUUAAGCUCACCAGCGAGGAGAAGGAGUUCACCGGCAAGGCUCUUCUCAAGACCGUCAUGCGCAAGUUCCUCCCCGCUGCCGACGCCAUGCUUGAGAUGAUCUGUAUCCACCUGCCUUCCCCCGUCACUGCCCAGAAGUACCGUGCCGAGACUCUGUACGAGGGUCCCACCGACGACAAGGCCUGCAUUGGUAUCCGCGACUGUGACCCCACUGCUCCUCUGAUGCUGUACGUCUCCAAGAUGGUGCCCACCUCCGACAAGGGUCGUUUCUACGCUUUCGGUCGUGUCUACUCCGGUACCGUCAAGUCCGGUCUCAAGGUCCGCAUCCAGGGUCCCAACUACGUCCCUGGCAAGAAGGACGACCUGUUCAUCAAGGCCAUUCAGCGUACCAUCCUGAUGAUGGGUCGCUUCGUUGAGCCCAUUGAGGACGUCCCCGCCGGUAACAUUGUCGGUCUGGUCGGUGUCGACCAGUUCCUGCUCAAGUCCGGUACCCUGACCACCGACGAGACCGCCCACAACCUGAAGGUCAUGAAGUUCUCCGUCUCCCCCGUCGUCCAGCGUGGUGUUGAGGUCAAGAACGCCCAGGAUCUGCCCAAGCUGGUCGAGGGUCUCAAGCGUCUGUCCAAGUCCGACCCUUGCGUUCUGACUCUGAUCAACGAGUCUGGUCAGCACAUUGUUGCCGGUGCCGGUGAGCUCCACCUCGAGAUUUGCUUGAAGGAUCUUGAGGAGGACCACGCUGGUGUUCCCCUGCGCAUCUCCGACCCCGUCGUGUCUUACCGUGAGACUGUCGCUGGCACCUCCACCAUGACCGCUCUGUCCAAGUCCCCCAACAAGCACAACCGUCUCUACAUGACUGCUGAGCCCAUGGACGAGGAGGUUGCCCUUGCCAUCGAGGCUGGCAAGAUCAGCCCCCGUGACGAUUUCAAGGCCCGUGCCCGUCUCAUGGCUGACGACUACGGCUGGGAUGUCACCGACGCCCGUAAGAUCUGGUGCUUCGGUCCCGACACCAACGGUGCCAACUUGCUCAUUGACCAGACCAAGGCCGUUCAGUACCUGAACGAAAUCAAGGACUCUGUCGUCUCCGGUUUCCAGUGGGCCACCCGUGAGGGUCCCAUUGCUGAGGAGCCCCUGCGUGCUGUCCGCUUCAACAUUCUUGAUGUGACCCUGCACGCUGAUGCCAUCCACCGUGGUGGUGGUCAGAUCAUCCCCACUGCCCGCCGCGAGCCUAUCUUCAACGUCGAGAUCCAGGUUCCCGAGCAGGCUAUGGGUGGUAUCUACGGUGUCCUUACCCGCCGUCGUGGUCACGUCUACGCCGAGGAGCAGCGCCCCGGUACUCCUCUGUUCACCGUCAAGGCUUACCUGCCCGUCAACGAGUCUUUCGGUUUCUCUGCCGAUCUGCGCUCCGCCACCGGUGGUCAGGCCUUCCCCCAGUCCGUCUUCGACCACUGGUCCAUCCUCCCCGGUGGUUCUCCCCUCGACACCACCACCAAGCCCGGUCAGAUUGUCGCCGAGAUGCGCAAACGCAAGGGUCUCAAGGAGCAGGUUCCCGGCUACGAGAACUACUACGACAAGCUGUAA